AGAAAGCAUCCAACCCACUGAAAAGACAGGCAUUAAAGGAGCUUCGCCUACAGAGCUGCUGGAGGAUACACUCUCCAGGGGGUUCCUGUUAAAAACCAGAGCUUCAGCUUCCAAAAUUACGGCUGAGCUUCAGUUUUUCCACAAGAGAUUGCCUAAAGGAACCAUGGAGAUCAGAGGGGCACUCGAUCUGCGAAAAAGGCAAGUUCUAAUAUUCCUUGUUUUGCUGGGAUUGUCUCGGGCAGGUACUGAAUCUGCACACUAUUCUGUGGCAGAGGAAACAGAAAUUGGCUCUUUUGUGGCUAAUCUAGCGAGGGACCUAGGGCUGGGGGUGGAGGAGCUGUCUUCACGUGAAGCCCGGGUAGUGUCUGAUGAUAAUAAAAAGUAUUUGCACCUUGAUUUGCUGACUGGGAAUUUGCUCCUAAAUGAGAAACUAGACCGAGACGAGCUGUGUGGCUCCACCGAGCCCUGUGUGCUGCAUUUUCAGGUGGUUUUGGAAAACCCUUUACAGUUUUUUCGGUUUGAGCUGUGUGUCAAAGACAUAAAUGAUCACUCCCCUACAUUUCUAGACAAGGAAAUACUUAUUAAAAUAUCAGAAGGUACCACUGUUGGAGCUACCUUUCUAAUGGAGAGUGCUCAAGAUUUGGAUGUCGGAAGCAACAGUCUCCAAAACUACACAAUUAGCCCCAAUUCUCACUUCUACAUUAAAAUUCCCGACAGUAGUGACAGAAAGAUAUACCCAGAGCUGGUCCUAGAUAGAGCUUUAGAUUAUGAACAGGAAGCUGAACUCAGAUUAACACUCACAGCAGUGGAUGGUGGAUCCCCGCCCAAGUCUGGGACAACUUUGGUUCUCAUCAAGGUGUUGGACAUCAAUGAUAAUGCCCCUGAGUUUCCUCAGAGUCUCUAUGAGGUGCAAGUCCCCGAGGACAGACCCCUUGGCUCCUGGAUUGCCACCAUCUCAGCUAAGGAUCUGGAUGCAGGAAACUAUGGAAAAAUAUCUUACACAUUUUUCCAUGCAUCAGAAGAUAUUCGUAAAACAUUUGAAAUUAAUCCAAUAUCUGGGGAAGUUAAUUUGAGAUCACCCCUGGAUUUUGAAGUAAUACAGUCCUACACUAUAAAUAUUCAGGCAACAGAUGGUGGGGGUCUUUCAGGAAAAUGCACCCUUCUAGUUAAAGUUAUGGAUAUAAACGACAACCCACCAGAAGUGACCAUAUCGUCGAUUACAAAGAGAAUUCCAGAGAAUGCCUCAGAGACCCUAGUAGCUCUUUUUAGUAUCCUAGACCAAGACUCUGGAGACAAUGGGAGGAUGAUUUGCUCUAUUCAAGAUAACCUCCCUUUUUUCCUGAAACCGACCUUCAAGAACUUUUUCACUCUAGUUUCUGAAAAAGCACUGGACAGAGAGAGCCAAGCCGAGUACAACAUCACGAUCACCGUCACAGACUUGGGGACACCCAGGCUGAAAACCGAGUACAACAUAACCGUGCUGCUCUCUGACGUCAAUGACAACGCCCCCACCUUCACCCAAACCUCCUACACCCUGUUCGUCCGCGAGAACAACAGCCCCGCCCUGCACAUCGGCAGCGUCAGCGCCACAGACAGAGACUCAGGCACCAACGCCCAGGUCAACUACUCGCUGCUGCCGCCCCAGGACCGGCACCUGCCCCUCGCCUCCUUGGUCUCCAUCAACGCGGACAAUGGCCACCUGUUUGCCCUCAGGUCGCUGGACUACGAGGCCCUACAGGAGUUCGAGUUUCGCGUGGGCGCCACAGACCGCGGGUCCCCGGCGUUGAGCAGCGAGGCGCUGGUGCGCGUGCUGGUGCUGGACGCCAACGACAACUCGCCCUUCGUGCUGUACCCGCUGCAGAACGGCUCCGCGCCCUGCACCGAGCUGGUGCCCCGGGCGGCCGAGCCGGGCUACCUGGUGACCAAGGUGGUGGCGGUGGACGGCGACUCGGGCCAGAACGCCUGGCUGUCGUACCAGCUGCUCAAGGCCACGGAGCCCGGGCUGUUCGGCGUGUGGGCGCACAAUGGCGAGGUGCGCACCGCCAGGCUGCUGAGCGAGCGCGACGCGGCCAAGCACAGGCUGGUGGUGCUGGUCAAGGACAAUGGCGAGCCUCCUCGCUCGGCCACCGCCACGCUGCACGUGCUCCUGGUGGACGGCUUCUCCCAGCCCUACCUGCCGCUCCCUGAGGCGGCCCCGGCCCAGGCCCAGGCCGACUCCCUCACCGUCUACCUGGUGGUGGCAUUGGCCUCGGUGUCGUCGCUCUUCCUCUUCUCGGUGCUCCUGUUCGUGGCGGUGCGGCUGUGCAGGAGGAGCAGGGCGGCCUCGGUGGGUCGCUGCUCGGUGCCCGAGGGUCCCUUUCCAGGGCAUCUGGUGGACGUGAGCGGCACCGGGACCCUGUCCCAGAGCUACCAAUACGAGGUGUGUCUGACAGGAGGUUCCGGGACAAAUGAGUUCAAAUUUCUGAAGCCGAUUAUCCCCAAUUUUCAAGUUCAUGACACUGGUAGGAAUAUGGGGGAAAUCGAGAACUUUCGAAAUAGCUUUGGACUUAACAUUCAAUAAAACAAUUUAUUUUAAAUGUCUAAUUUUUGGUUAUUCUUGGCAAGCUGAUGGUACUUUUUGCAUAAUCUUUUGUGGAUUCUUGGUUGUACUGUAGUUGCAUGCAUGAUUAUAGCUCUUGUUUUUCUCACAGUUUCUUUAAAAAUCUUUAUUAGUGGCUAUAAUGACGUGGAAAUGUAAUCUGUGUUUUCUGGUUUUUCAUUUAUUUGGCCAAAAUGUUAUAUUAAUGGAGUUAUUGCUAUUUUUGCUGUGAUAAUGGUAUUAUGCAAGACCAUAUUCUCAAUUAUUUGGAUAUGCAAACUAAAGUAUUAAGAGCUAAUGUCAUUAUAUAUGUAACUUAAAUCUAGACACCAUCAAAGCAUAAAAUAAAAAUAAAAAGCGUUGCUGAAUCUGGGUCGAAAAUGUAGUGCGUUUAUCCCACUAUUCUCUCUGAAAAUGUUCUUUAGAAAGGGUAACAAAGAUGCUAUCCCUCCAUUUUCAGUUCUGGAGAACCUUAUUAGUUUUUCAAAUAUUUACUUUAUGAUGAAACUUAAGUGGUCACAUUGGAAAUUAUUAAUUUCUUAAGUAAUUUUUUCUGUAACUGCUUUUGUUGAUAAUCCUGUUGUGGAGGAAGAGUCUUAUAAUGCUCUGGGCUUUGCUGUCACUCUUUGGUUUUCUUAAUUUAAUUCUAUUUAUUUAUGUUUUUUGAGACAGGGUCUCAUUCCAUUGACCUGGCUGGAAUGCAGUGGCACCAUCAUGGCUCACUGCCGCCUUGACUUCCUGGGUUCAGGUGAUUCUCCUGCCUCAGCCUCCUGAGUAGCUGGAUCACCAGCACAGGCCACUACGGCCUGGCUAAUUCUUUUGUAUUUUUUUUGUACAGAUGGAAUCUUGCCAUGUUUCCCAGUCUGGUCUGGAACUCCUUGGCUCAAGCGAUCUGCCCGCCUUAGCUAGUUUUUUGUUUUUGUUUUUUGAGACAAAGUCUCACUUUGUUGUCCAGGCUAGAGAGUAGUGGCAGGAUCUUGGCUCACUGCAGCCUCGACAUCCUGGGCUCAGGCAAUCCUCCUGCUUCGGCCUAUUAAAUAGCUCAAACUACAGGCACCCGCCACGAUGCCUAGCUAAAUUUUUGUAUAUGUGGUAGAGAUGGAGUUUUGCCAUGUGGCCCAGGCUAGUCUCGAACUCCUGAACUCAAGUGAUCCACCUGCUUUGGCCUCCCAACGUGCUAGGAUUACAGGCAUGAGCCAUUACGUCUGGCCUAGUUUUCUUUAAAUACACCGUGUUUACUAGCUUAAAUUUUGUGUUGUUUAUUACUAAAGCAGAAAAUAAUUUAGGGUCUUAUCCUGGGUAAAAUAGCCUUCCAUCAGAUGAGUACAAAGCAAGAACUUCAUAAGAAAUUGAAAUGAAGAUUCAAACUGUUAAAGAAAUGAUUUAGUUUCACUUUCCUAUUAAUUAUUGAGUAAAUAUAAAACAUCAUUAACACUUUGUGGCCUCUCUCAGAUGCCUACAAAGAAGGAAUGGGUAGGCAUUUAUGGUUUAUAGUUGCCUCAUCAUGUAACAUAUUAUAUCUCAGCUCUAAAAGAAAGUUCUAUAGAAGAUUAUAGAUAGAGAUUUUGAUAACUGGAAUGUAGUAUGGAUAUAGGGCUGGUGUACAUAUACAUUUUGAAAUUGCUCUUACAAGAUUAAAUACUAUUAUAGACCAGAUGAUGUAGUAAAAUGGAAUUUCACUUGCCAUUGUGAAAUAGGUGAAACAAAUUCCAGUUUCCUUAGAUUUCUUCCCUCUACUUUAUGCAAUUAUCACUGAUUUUAUUUUUCGUUGUAACAAGUAGUUAUUUGUUGUGUGGAUUUCUUAAAAUUGACAUUUAAACAAUAAAAUCCUGAAAAGAA
Homo sapiens (human) is the source of this 4417-nucleotide messenger RNA. It is a transcript of the gene PCDHB14, whose product is annotated as protocadherin beta 14. The coding region runs from base 164 to 2560 and encodes 798 amino acids. The record is from RefSeq and is marked reviewed. Gene Ontology annotation, molecular function: calcium ion binding. Gene Ontology annotation, cellular component: plasma membrane; membrane; synapse. Gene Ontology annotation, biological process: nervous system development; homophilic cell-cell adhesion; cell adhesion. NCBI's taxonomy places the organism in Eukaryota, Metazoa, Chordata, Mammalia, Primates, Hominidae. The transcript has a single exon.